This is a messenger RNA of Saccostrea echinata, 3867 nucleotides long. RefSeq lists its product as uncharacterized. Lineage: Eukaryota; Metazoa; Mollusca; Bivalvia; Ostreida; Ostreidae. The coding region runs from base 118 to 1311 and encodes 397 amino acids. Gene Ontology annotation, molecular function: protein binding. The transcript is spliced from 5 exons. The record is from RefSeq and is a predicted model, not a curated record.
GUGAAAGUACAAAUUUGAUGGAGAAGUAAACAUGACAUUUCCGAAUUCCUCGUCUCGAUAUAUUUCAAACGGAGGAAAAUGAUAAUGGAAUAAUCUUCACAAGUCGAUCUCUAAGGAAUGGCCGAAAUUUUUCAUGGCUUUGAGUUGCUGCUGCUGAAGAAAUUCGACAACCACCCAGAACAAUGGCGAGAGUUGAAGCAAAAAUUGGCAAACAAGGACAACGACGACCAGGAAUCUUAUACUUAUAUAGAUCUACUCAUGAUGGGGAACAUUCCUCAGAGUAUGUGGUUUUUGUCGGUUGCUCUCCACAACAGACCUAAGUACCUCCUGCAACUCAUACUGCAGGAUUUAGAUAGAGAGAAGUUAGGAAACGUCAGAAGACCUGGAGAAACUUUGCUGAAGACCUACUUGAAUACAUACAACUUCACAGAGUUUCAUUUAGAUAGUAUUUUUAAGUAUGGUGAAGACAACACUUUGCCUAAAGAGAUUUUCAAGUGUCCCAAUGUGAAACUGUUGUCCCUCAAGUACAACUGUCUGGAUAAAAUCCCUGUGGACAUAGGCAGAAUGAAGAACUUAAGAUUUCUGGCCUUAACAAACAACAAAUUACAAGUGCAAUCAAUUCCCUACUCUCUGACUUUCUGUCGUAAAUUGAAAACUCUUAUGCUGGACAAUAACCUACUAGAUGCAUUGCCAGGUUUCUUGUUGAAAAUGCCAGCCAUAAGGACUGUCCAUCGUCAUGGCAACCACAAUUAUUUUAAAUCCACUUUCAUGUGGUACCACACAGACGUGGGGUACCGCAUCAUCCCCUCUGAAGGUGCUCACCGUGACUCUGAUAGAAAUCCUAAGCCCCUCCAGUUCUGGGCGGCUAAAACUGUGAUUGGAAUGAAGAUGGAUUUUUUUGAGGAUCCCAGCAUUUCUGUGAUAUUACAGGAUUACUUGUCAGAAAUCUAUCACCAGUUCAAGGUGUGCCAUUAUUGCAAUGGUGCCUCCUUUCAUUAUCAACCAGGUUACAAAGUUAUAACCUUUAAAAAUCCAUACUUAGGGAAUACAUGUGUUCCAUUUCAACACUGGGCCUGUACAAUCAAGUGUGCUGUUGCUUUGGAGGUGCCGGCCCGUCAGGAGCAGAUUGCUGCAGCAACACGACUGGAUGAUCUGUACGAGGAAUACAUAGAUGAAUGCCAGGCAAUGUUCUAUGAUGUACAGGCCAGACAAAGUGCCUUGUGUGGUUGCAUUUGUACAUCUCCACCCCCUACAAUCCGCUCCCCUCCAUCAACAACAAACCAUUCAAAUCGAAUUUGUGCGAUUUCAUAGAUAGUGAACAAAGUGAAAAAAUAUUUUAAAGGAGGUAGUUUUGACAAAUGUACAACAAAUUUUUUCCAAGUAAACAAAAUAUAGACUAAAUAUUAUGUUUAGAAAGAACAGGUAUGAAAAGUUUUGUAGAAUUUUUUAGCAUGAGAAACCGAUUAGACAUAUAACACUUUUUGUGGCUAUACAUGAUCAUCCUUGGUUCCUGAGAAGUGUCUUGAAAACAAUCUUGAUACAUAUAAAACACAACAUGAUCUGCAUUACUACAUUUGAUAUAUUCUUUAUGGAUGCCAAAUUAUUUAAGAUGUUAUUAAUUUUAGAACAUUUACUAUAGUAGUGUGUGCCUUUAGACUUUAACAUGAGGCACUGUAACUGUACAUUUCAACCCCAUGUGAACCAUCCUCCCAUUCUUAUCUAGUUACGAGAUCUUCGGAAGGGAACUAGUAUAGACUGCUAUAGAUAUAUAUGUAUUAUUUUCAAGUGUACUUAGACAGCAGUGAAGGCUCCCCAACCCCAGGUUCUAGUUAGCCUACGAUAAUUUAUAUUAACAAAUCGUAAAAAAUAUAUUUACUACUGUGUGAUCAAUAUAUAUAUAUAUAUUACUUAUUUUGCCAAUUGCUGAGCAAUUUUAGUAUUUAUAGCUACAUGUAGCUGCUACAAUAAAUUCUAAUGCUUUUAUAAUGGGCUGAGCCUACAGUUAAAUUUAUAUGAAUUGAUUAUGCUUAUAUAUGAAUGGAUAUUUUGGGAGAAGUAAAGUUUUUAAGCUUUUUUUUCAUAAAAUAUUUAUCAAAUAUGCUACCUUUGUGCCUUUUAAUUUUAAAUGAUGAUAGGACCGAUUUUUUUUUUUAUAGAUAAAUGUACAUAAAAGACACAAGAGGUUCAUAAAUUGCAAGAGUCUCCCUAGUUCCUAGUUCAGAACAACAAACCUUAAAUAUUAAGUAAUGAUUAGUAGAUAUAUUAUAUAUCUCACAUGCAUAACACUACAUGGACUUGGUCUCAAUUUAUAGGAAAUGGAUUUUUAAACAUUAUUGUUGAUACUUUGAUGUACUGGCAAUUGAGGAUGUACAUGUAUUUUGAAGAAAAAAAAACAAACAAAACUUUACAUUUUUUGUACUAGUGUAUGCAUUCAUUGUAACUAAUGUUUGCCAUGUAUAUGUAGCUCAAUUCUUUUUUUAAUUUUUGAAAAUUAAAAUGAUCAAUGCAAAUUCAGAUUGGUAAGGUAAUUAUCAUUCGGUUAAUUGAUAUAGUUAUUCAUGACAUUUGAAAGCACUUCUUUAUCUACCAAGGAUUCUAGAUACUAGUCCCUUUGAUGAGAGAAAAACUGUAAAAUCACAUAUUUUCAAGGAGUCAUAUUAUCAAGGUUCCAGGGAAAAUUAUUGUUCCGUGGGGAUUUGAUUUCAUGUAUGAGGAAAAGCUGAGUUGUUAUAUAUUUGAAAUUUUACAUUUUGUGGCAGACAUGAAUUUGUGGAUUUCUUCACACCACAAAAAACCCCAAAAAUUAAACCCUCAUGAAAAAUUAGUGAUUUCACAGUAAAACAGAAAUCCUUCACUAAUAAAUGUGCUAUUUUAUUUUAUAGAAGGCAAAUAAACAUACUCAUCUACAGUAUAUUCUUAAACGAGAAAAUGCAUUGUGACUUAUAUUUUGUCCUUAUGUAUGAGUUUGUUUUGCCUUUGAGAAACAUAUUUAUAAACAUGCCUUUAUUUAUGUUUGAAAUGUACUUUUUGCACCCAUUGUUGUUGGCAUUUAAGACCAAAAAAAUUAAUCUAUAGUUUCCCAGGCACGGCCACUGGUCAAUGCUGUCACAUUGAUCAAUUUCGAAAAGGGAUAAUAAAUCAGUUUUCUAUUUUUCCAAGUUGAAAACAUCUUUGCUAGCCAAGGGUUUCUCAUCAAAUGUGAGGAGAGUAGAGGAUCAAAAACCCUUGGCUACUGAAGUGGAGUUGAAAAAGAAAAUUGAGUUAUUCCCCUUUUCAUAAACCUUAAAUGAAAGAUUUUUUUUAUUAGAUACACAAUAUAUUUCUUGUUAAAACAAUACUUUAAUGAAUUAACUUUUUUAAAAAAAUGUUUGGAAUAACAUUAUUUAUAUUUAAAGUUGAUUAACAUAGUACAUGUGUAAUUAAUUAAGUAAAAUUCAGUUGAUAUCAUGAUUUUGUUGACUAGCAUGAAAAAAAAGACAAUUAACACCUAGCUGCUUUAAAAAAAAAACAAAAAAACACCCACCUGUUGCAAUGAAUUUUGAAAUUUUUGACCUGAGAAACAAGAUCAAUUUUCUUGGCCUUAAUGAGGCAUUUCCUGUACUGUUUGUUGUUGAUCAGAGCUGUGUAUAUAUGUACCAAAAUGUGAUAUUAAUAACUUUUGUCUCAUAUAUUGAAAUGAUUUUUUUCUCCAACUCAUAAAUGUCUGCACAAUACUUCAUUUUAUCCUUUUUCAUCAAUCUGAGUAUUUGUAUGUUCCUUCAUAUAAUAUUGACAUAUUGAGUGAAAAUCUACUUGCAUACACUGUAAUACUUUAGGAAUGUUUGCAAAAAAGGUGCAUUUCUUACAAAUAAUAAACACAUUAAUUUG